Molecule: messenger RNA, 810 nt
Organism: Camelus dromedarius (Arabian camel)
Lineage: Eukaryota; Metazoa; Chordata; Mammalia; Artiodactyla; Camelidae
Product: acylpyruvase FAHD1, mitochondrial
Exons: 1
Coding region: 18-650 (210 amino acids)
Cellular component (GO): mitochondrion
Molecular function (GO): acetylpyruvate hydrolase activity
Source: RefSeq, a predicted model, not a curated record
GACAGCGGGCAGGAGCCAUGGCUGCCACCAGGCCGCUGUCCCGGUUCUGGGAGUUGGGGAAGAACAUCGUGUGGGUGGGCAGGAACUAUGCGGAUCGAGUCAGGGAGAUGCAGAGCGCGGUGCCGAGCGAGCAGUUGCUCUUCCUGAAGCCGCCCUGGCUUAACGCCCCCGAGGGCUCGCCGGUCCUGAUGCCCGCCUGCAGCCGCAACCUGCACCGUGAGCUCGAGCUGGGCGUACUGAUGAGCAAGCGCGGCCGCGCCGUCCUGGAGGCCACGGCCAUGGCCUACGUGGCCGGCUAUGCCCUGUGCCUGGACAUGACCACCAGGGAUGUGCAGGACGAGUGCAAGAAGAAGGGGCUGCCUUGGACUCUGGCCAAGAGCUUCACGGCCUCCUGCCCCGUCAGCGCUCUCGUGCCCAAAGAGAAGUUCCCUGACCCUCACAACCUGAAGCUCUGGCUCAAGGUCUAUGACGAACUCAGGCAGGACGGUGAGGCAUCCUCCAUGAUUUUUUCCAUCCCCUACCUCAUCAGCUACGUUUCUAAGAUAAUGACCUUGGAAGAAGGAGAUAUUAUCUUGACCGGGACGCGAAAGGGAGUGGGAUCUGUUAAAACGAUGAGAUCCAGACUGGCAUACACGGGGUCAUCGGUAUGAAAUUUAAGGUGGAAAGGCCAGAAUAUUGAGUCUAUACAAAGCACCCUAGCUUAUUAACACAAGUUUCAGGGCAGAAGGGAGCAAGACAAAAGCAAGCAAGCAAAGGUUAUUUAAUUAAAUAUGACAAUUUUUAAUAAGAAGCCAAUUUUUUUAAAUGAUU